Molecule: messenger RNA, 1094 nt
Organism: Drosophila willistoni
Lineage: Eukaryota; Metazoa; Arthropoda; Insecta; Diptera; Drosophilidae
Product: NADH-cytochrome b5 reductase-like
Exons: 2
Coding region: 110-1042 (310 amino acids)
Molecular function (GO): oxidoreductase activity
Source: RefSeq, a predicted model, not a curated record
UUCCAUCACUAUUAUCAUUUGGCCUUAUCAAUAUUUAUAGUUAUUUUUUUGUACGAAAACAUUAUGCUGGCCUGAAUAGACAGCCAACAUAAAUGCAAUUCUAUGGAUAAUGGAACCAUCUCAUAGCAGUGACCAAGGCGAUAGCCUGGAAUCGGAAUGUUGUGGCAAUGGCUGUGCCAAUUGCAUACUGGAUAAUAAGCCAAAGCCUAGCAGACGUGCCCAACUGAGCGGUCAACCAAAUGUGAUCCUUGACUAUGCGGACUUUCGUUUGGUCCACAAAGAAGCCCUAAUGGGAGAUGAUAAGGUUUUGCUUUUACAUUUCGCUUAUGCUGUUGGUUCAGAUAAAGAUGAUUGCAUACUGGACAUACCGCCUGGACACCAUGUUAUGCUGCGAAUUGGUUCCCUUCUGCGACCUUAUUCUCCAUUUUGGACAGAUUUUGUUCGAAAAGAAUUUAAAAUAUUAGUUAAACUAGUGCUAGAUGGUCCUAUGUCGCAGCAUUUGGCUGAUUUGCACAUUGAUGAUGUAUUGCAGUUUCGUGGACCAAUUGGCAGCUAUCUACAUGAUGCUAAAAUAGCAAAAUAUAUAAUCAUUAUUGCACAGGGUGUGGCAACUGCACCCACUAUUCCUCUGGUAGAAGAGGUUCUCGAUAAUGAGGAUGAUAUGAGUCGUAUCUGUCAUAUAGUAUGCGCUCGGGAUAUGAAUCAUGUUUAUUUUCGAGAUCGCCUAUUGGAAUUUGCCACAUACUGGAACUAUCAAAGUUGCCUUUACCUACCACAUCAGCAAUGUGACACUAUUGUUUGCCAGGAAAAGGGUCAUUGUUCUCAAGAUUGUGAUGAACUACGUAAAAGUCUUCGCUAUAGAGAGCGGGCUAAGAUUCAACGAUUCGAUGUACAUCAGCUUGAUGUACAUGUCAGUUCGAUUAACAAGGAGCUGUUACCUAUUAUUAUCAUAGCCGGAGAUUCUAGUUUUCAACAAUCAAUCAAGAAAAUUGUGGCAGCCGCUGAAUUUCCUGUUUUCGAGGAGAAUAUAUAUUUGCUAUGAACUUUUAAAUAGUCAAAUGCUUUUGUGAUUAAAAUACAUAUACAUAUAUGUA